AUGCGUUGUCGUUUCACUAUGACUUCCUCUCCUCUGCUUCAACUCGCAUCACAGCCCAGCCCGCUCCCGCUCGCGUACGACGCCCGUCCGUCCUCCCUCCGCGGAGGCAACGACUUUUGGGCUUUUUUUCAGCAGCGACAGGACAAGCUGGAAGAAACGACUCGCCAGAGUUUCUCCGACCAAUCAGAGGCCUCCGCGUGUUCCGAGCUGCGCGACAAUCCCGAGGGUCCGAAGGCAAUUGAGGACCCUCGGUUAGACGAGGACGGUCAAGUGGACGAUCAGCAAUCGUCGUUACCGAAGCGGAGACCGUUAGGCCCGCCAGUGCAGGGCUCGUAUCUGUCGAAGCGCGAAGAUGACAAGGGCAGAAAGCCGUUGUUUUCCUUCGGAGUCAUCACCGAUGUUCAAUACGCCGAUAUCAACGACGGCCAAUCCUUCCUCGGCAUCCCGAGGUUUUACCGCCACAGCCUCGAAGUGGUAAAGAAGGCGGUGGAGGAUUGGAACCAAUCAACGCCUCCGAUGUCUUUUGCGGUUCAUUUCGGCGAUAUUGUGGACGGCUUCUGCCCCAGAGACAGAUCCGAGGAAGCUGUUAACACGGUUCUGGAUGCGUUGGCUGGGUUCACAGCCGGACCCACAUACCACAUGAUCGGCAACCACUGCUUGUACAAUCUGCCUCGCGUCACUCUCAAUAAGAUGCUCGCCAUCCCCACUGCCGCUGACAACCGCUCCUACUAUGACUUCUCGCCCUUCCCUAACUUCAGGUUUGUAGUUCUUGAUUCGUACGACGUGAGUCUGCUGGGGUGGCCUGAGGACCAUCCGCACGCAGUGAAGGCGAGGGAGGUGAUGGAGCGGGAGAACCCCAACGAGGAGAAGAACAGCCCUGAGGGGCUCGAAGGGCUCAACAGGAGGUUUGUGAAGUUCAACGGAGGUGUGGGGGAGGAGCAGCUCCGGUGCCCACAUCCCUUCCCCCUCCUCACCUGCAUCCAUCCUCCUCGGUCCCCACCUUUCCUCCCUCCUCCCACCCCUCAGGUCCUAGCCACCAUUCACAGGCACGAGUGUGUGGCAGCAGUGAUAGCCGGGCACGCGCACUUCGGAGCAUACGCUCUCGACGCCAGAGGCAUUCACGACCGCAUUCUGGAGGGAGCCGUGGAGUGUCCCCCUUCCCCUGACACCCUCUUCCUCCCCCCGUCAUGGUCCCCUUUAAGCAUGUGGAGCCUGCAUGCUCUCCCCUCUCACCUGCAUCCCCUCGCUUUCCUGGCGUCCCCCUCUCCCCCUCAGGUCCUUGCGACCAUCCACAGGCACGAGUGUGUGGCAGCAGUGAUAGCCGGACACGCGCACUUCGGAGCAUACGCUCUCGACGCCAGAGGCAUCCACCACCGCAUCCUGGAGGGCGCUGUGGAGUGUCCCCCCGGCACGGUGGCGUUCGGGCGUGUGGACGUGUAUCGUGACCGCCUGUGCAUCAUUGGCACGGACCGCAUGCUCUGCACUGAGAUGAAGUUCCCCUCGCGAGCCAGCCACUACGCUCUGUAG
This is a messenger RNA of Closterium sp. Yama58-4, 1527 nucleotides long. NCBI's taxonomy places the organism in Eukaryota, Viridiplantae, Streptophyta, Zygnematophyceae, Desmidiales, Closteriaceae. The record is from the annotation of a GenBank genome assembly.